AUGGACCUACCACCCUUUGACAUGUGGAGGGACUACUUUAGCCUGAGCCAAGUGAUCCUGACUAUAAUCCAGGGCCAGAGCCAAAGACUGGUGGGUAAAGGGGCUGAGGUUACCUCACCCGGACCACAGGAGAAGAGUGAGCAGGAGCCGGGGGGCUCCGGGAGCCUGGCUACCCUAUGCAACUUCUGCAAACACAAUGGAGAGUCUCGUCACGUCUAUGCCUCACACCAGCUGAAGACCUCUGAAGGCGUGGUGGUGUGUCCCAUCCUGAGGCAUUACGUGUGUCCCCUGUGUGGGGCCACCGGGGACCAGGCUCACACGCUCAAGUACUGUCCACUCAACAACAGCCAGCAGCCUCUCUACCGGCGUGGUGGACGAAACUCCGCUGGCCGCAAAGUCAAGCGAUAA
This is a messenger RNA of Onychomys torridus (southern grasshopper mouse), 408 nucleotides long. It is a transcript of the gene Nanos2, whose product is annotated as nanos C2HC-type zinc finger 2. The transcript has a single exon. NCBI's taxonomy places the organism in Eukaryota, Metazoa, Chordata, Mammalia, Rodentia, Cricetidae. Gene Ontology annotation, molecular function: mRNA binding; zinc ion binding. The record is from RefSeq and is a predicted model, not a curated record. Gene Ontology annotation, biological process: oogenesis; negative regulation of translation. The coding region runs from base 1 to 408 and encodes 135 amino acids. Gene Ontology annotation, cellular component: perinuclear region of cytoplasm.